AUGGACGACAACUCGGACGACGAGCGUCACGAGCGCGCUCUUGGAGGCUUCGGCGCGUUCGGUGCUGCAACGCCCGCCGAUCCCGGCCCGCCGCCGCGCGCAGGCGACAACGCGGACUUUGACGCGCACUUUUUCGAUAUCUUCGGCGACGUCGAUGACGGCGUCGACUACCAUGAAUUGCGUCGGGCCAUUGCUCUCUCAAUGCAAGACCAACAGGCCACGGGCCGCGCCGACGAUCCAAUCGUGCUUGACGACGACGACGAUGAGCUUCAGGCCGUCCUGGCCAUGAGCAAGGCGGAAGCAGAACAGACUACGCCCCGCAAGCGCGCCCGCUCAGAAACGCCAGAGGAGGAGCGUAGGCAGAUAGCACAGUACGUUUGUCUUCUCUCCCUUUCCGCUGUCUCCUCACGAGAAGCAAAGCUGACAUCCAGGGCCAUCGCUGCCUCCCGGAAACGAGAGGCGACUCCGUACGACAGCGACUCGGACGGCGAGAUCGACCGCAUGAACGCCGCCCUCGAAGCUUCGCGCAAGGAAGAGUUGGAGCGCCGCAAGCGUCUGCGCCUUGAUAGUGGCUCUGCAGCCGGUUCCGCCCCGUCCACGCUCCCCAACAGUCCUGCCCCUGAACGACCCGCCGAACCCGCUCGUCCAGUCGGCCUCGGGGCGUUGGGUAUCGACCGCGCUCAGAUGGAGAAGGAACGUCUCGCCCGGCUUGCCGCCAGGCAGAACUCGAACGGUGAAGGGGCAGCUAAGGACUCCCCUGCGCCCGCUUCCAACCCUCGUCCCCCGCCUUUGUCGCGACCCGGCCCUUCCUCUCGCGCUGGACCUUCCUCGCCACCCAGAUCGCCCCAAAGCGACCACCCGUACCAGGGUCGCGGGCCCUUCCCUCGCGACGCCGCUGGGGAGUACUACCUCGACGGAGAGCUGCGACACGUCGCCCUCAAGAUCGGCAAGGCGACCGGCGAUCCGACGUUUUCCCCUCGCGACGUGUUUGGUAACGUGAGCUCCGGGAUUGUUGGUAUAGCUGACGCGCAGCCUGAACAGAUUGACUUCCUUAUCAUGUCUUCCUUUUGCUGGGAUGGCAUGUUCAUGGACUCGGGCUUCCUUCCCCAGACCGACUUGUGCCCGACGAUCCGUGUUUGCCGUCCUCCAGGCGACCAGUGGGACCGGCGCCGCAAGUCUGGCAAGUUGACCAUCAGCGACGAGGGCGAGGUGCACAUCUACCCGGACAUGGCGGGGAAGGAUGGGUAUGGUUACGGCGGCUGCAGGCUACUAACCAGCAGGAGUGAGCACCAGAAAUGGGCCUUCGUCUUCUACAAGACGGGCCGGCUGCGCGUCGCAAUCAUGACCGCCAACAUGGUCGACUACGACUGGGAGCGUAUUGAGAACACGGUCUUCGUCCAGGACGUCCUCCCUAACAAGGCGGGCCACUCGCCGGACUGGCACCUCCCCGACUUCCCGCAGCAGUUUGCCGACCUGUUCAAGCAUCUCAAGAUCCAUAAGGGGAUCGAGUUCAUGCGUCAGACACACCCGCUCGGCAGCCAGGUUCCCAUCUCGUCUGACCCGAGCUACACCGACUUUGGCAAGUGGGAUUGGUCGCGCGUCAAGGCGCGGCUGGUCAUCAGCAUUGCGGGCAAGUAUGAGGGUUUCCAUGACAUGAGCAAGUGGGGUAUCGGCCGCCUCGGACAGGUCGUGCAGGAGGAAGGAUGGCUGCCCGGAGCUGGCGAGCGUGUGGUGGCGGAGUACCAGUAUGGCAUGGACUGGAUGCGCAACUUCUACCAGUGCGUUUGUGGGAAGGAUUUGAAAUCCAUCGCGGCACUGCCGAAAGCGACCACUUGGCCGCCUAUGAAGGUCGUCUUCCCCUCGCUGGCGACGGUGGACGCUAGCAUCGGCGGAAGAGACCAACUACAAAAACGAGAAGACCAAGCCGCUGCUGCACGACGCAAACUCGAAGCGCGGCGGUGUGCUGAUGCACUCGAAGAUGCUGAUUGCAAUGUUCGAGCCGAUCCCGACGACAUUGGGAGCGUCGGGAUCGUCCAAGGCAGUGGGAAAGCAGAAGGCGAAGCUUGGGGAACGUUGAACUUCAAGAACAAACCGCCAACCCUUAAUGCCCAGAAGGUGGCUUCUGCGAUCGCGCCACACUCGCGCCCCCCUCGCAAGUACAGUUCUGAUGAUGAGCCCUGGGUUCCGCGGGUACAGUCAGGCACGACCGAGGCAGCGGUCCGUGCGCUCGAGCGAGACACUCCCUAUGACGAGGAACCAACUUUUUGCCGCCCAGGACAACAGGUCUUACCACUUUUGUUGUUGUCUAUCUUGAGAUUAAUCAUCAUCGACAUGUCUUCGGCAGACGGCAAGGUCUUCUCUAUCGUCGGCAAGAACCUCAAGGCCAACACCAAGGCCGACCUCGAGCCGUACCUCACCGAGCUCGCCGAGCUCCCGGACGUCGAGGAGGUCCACUUUGGCGGCAACUCUCUCGGUGUCGAGGCGUGCGAGGCCCUUGCUGCUGUCCUCAAGGAGAAGAAGAGCCUCAGGGCUCUUUCCGCGCUUUGCGAUGCCCUCAUCGACCACGAGGGUCUGGUCGAGCUCGACCUCUCGGACAAUGCCUUCGGUGGCCGCUGCGCCGACGCGAUGACCUCCUUCCUGAAGAACAAUGACGUCUACCAGGUCAUCAAGCUCAACAACACUGGUCUCGGCCCCGAGGGCGGCAAGGUUAUUGCCGGCGCUAUCCUCGAGCUCGCCAACCGCCUGAAGGAGGAGGGCAAGACGAGCCAGCUCCGUACCGUUGUGUGCGGACGGUCGCGUCUCGAGAACGGCUCGGCCUCGGUCUGGGCUGACGCCUUCGCGGCUCACGGCGGUCUCAAGGAGAUCCGUAUGCCCCAGAACGGUAUCCGCAUGGAGGGCAUUGAGGCGCUCGCCAAGGGUCUCGCGCACAACAAGGACCUCGAGCACCUCGACCUCCAGGACAACACCGCCACCCGCUCCGGCACCCGCGCCCUCGUCCGCGUCCUCGAGAACUGGCCCAACCUCCGCCACCUCAACCUCUCCGACUGUCUCCUCGGCAAGGCCGGAGGUAUCGCUCUCGGAACCGCCCUCGCCAACGGCAGCAACCCCAAGCUCGAGAGCCUCAAGCUCCAGUACGGCGAGUUUGACAAGCGCACCAUCGAGCUCCUCUCCACCGCCGUCGCCCAGCACCUGACCAACCUCACUGAGCUCGAGCUCAAUGGAAACCAGUGCGACGCCGAGGACGAGGCCAUCGAGGAGCUCCGCAAGGCGCUCGCUCUCCACGGAAACGAGGACGCCCUUGAUGACCUCGACGACAUGGAGGAGCCCUGCUCGGACGAGGAGGACGAGAGCGAGGAGGAGGAAGAGGAGGAGAAGGAGGCCGAGGAGCAGGAGACUCCCGAGGGCGAGGACGACGGCGUCGCCGCCGGCGUCUCGGACGGCAAGCCCCCCAUCUCCGACAAGGAGGCCGACGACCUCGCCGACGUGCUCGCCGGCACCCACAUCAACAAAUAG
Molecule: messenger RNA, 3513 nt
Organism: Trichosporon asahii var. asahii CBS 2479
Lineage: Eukaryota; Fungi; Basidiomycota; Tremellomycetes; Trichosporonales; Trichosporonaceae
Product: Ran GTPase activator
Exons: 11
Coding region: 1-3513 (1170 amino acids)
Biological process (GO): activation of GTPase activity; nucleocytoplasmic transport; DNA repair
Cellular component (GO): nucleus; perinuclear region of cytoplasm; cytosol
Molecular function (GO): small GTPase binding; phosphoric diester hydrolase activity; GTPase activator activity
Source: RefSeq, a predicted model, not a curated record